UAUCAAAAUUUCCAGCAAAAGUUGAUGUUCCAGUUAUUCUCCAACGGAAAUUACACAGUAGUUUUAGGGGUUUAGUGGGUUCUUCAACACGGGUCGAAUCAUGUAUCGACCCGACACGGUUUCCCUUAUGAGAUAUUUUAUUACCCGACUAUAUUAUCCGUUCCCGCCACGGAGACAAGAAACCAGAGGAAGCUCUCCGGACACCAGCAGACGAACAAUGACUCUGUGCCUCCUGUCAGUUCGUCCGCCUCCUCCAUUCAUCACCUGCCACGCGUCCCCAUCCGCCGUUCGCACCGUCGCACCUGCUCCGUCACCGUCAGUUUCACCUCCACUUCCAUCACUCUCACUAGACUCCAGCUCAACUCCGCCUUCUCCAAUCCCCUGCGCUCUCCAUUGCCAACACUUCCAAUCGUGCUCCGGGUGUACUCAUGAGUUCAAUCUCCACCGUCCGUCCAUAGUGGACGAGGCUACAGACUUCUUCAAGUCCGUUGGUGUCUCCAAUUUCACAUUUGAUAGCUGUAAGCUGUGGGAAUGGAGGUGCCGAGCAAAAUUAGCAGUUCGUGGUUCAUCUGAGAAUCCUGUUAUAGGGCUUUACCAGGAGGGCACUCAUAAUGCGGUUGAUAUUCCUCACUGUAAAGCUCAUCAUCCAAACAUUAAUGCAGCUGUGGAGUUGCUGAAACAAGGUAUUAGAGAAUUAAACAUUGAACCCUAUGAUGAAGAGGAGGGGACUGCUGAUUUGCGAUAUGUGCAGAUGGCUGUGACCACGUACAAUACAUCGCUUCCUGCCUCCCAAAGAUAUAGAAAUGGGAAAGUACAGGUUUCUUUAGUUUGGAAUUCAAGAAAUGAAAAGGCACCCAAUUCAGAAAAAUUGCGUGACUUGGCCAAUUUUUUAUGGAGAAAAGGUGGGCCAAGAAGUAAUACCCAUUUGAUUCACUCUGUUUGGGCUAACUUUCAGACCUCAACUAACAAUAUAAUUUUUGGGAAUAGGUGGAGGCAUCUUAUGGGAGAAAGAGACUUUUGGGAACAUGUUGGAGGAAUUGAUUUUUCUUUGGCUCCAUCCAGUUUUGGCCAAGCAAACACAAGGGCUUUUGAUAUCCUGCUUCGGAAGUUACAUAAGAAUGUCCCUUAUGGAGCAUCUGUUGCUGAUUUGUAUGCCAGAGCUGGUGUUAUUGGAUUAUCAUUAGCUACCACAAGAAAAUGCAGGUCUGUUAAAUGUGUUGAGAUCAACAAAGAAUCAAAACUAUCUUUUGAAAAGACAGUUGACCGGCUGCCAAAUUUUGUAGAUAGCAGAAUCAGUUGGCACCAUGCAGAUGCUUCAAAGGAACCUCUUUCUUGGAUAAUGGGGUCAGAUGUAGUUGUUGUUGAUCCUCCUAGAAAGGGACUGGAUCCAUCUCUUGUUGAGGCAUUACAUUACCUAUCAUCAAUGGAGAAGAAAUCAGAGUCAUCUUCUGAAAGUGCAUCAACAAAGGUCAAAGAUGAAAAGAGACCAUGGAUUUUACGAGCAAGGGAAGCUUCAGUUCAGAUUCGUAGCGAAACAACUCCAGAUGACAAUAAAUCCCUACCCGAAACACUUAUCUACAUAAGUUGUGGAUGGGAAAGUUUUAAAGAGGAUUGCAAGUUGUUGCUGUCUAGAAAGGCAUGGCAUUUAGAGAAAGCCCACGGUUUUAACUUGUUUCCAGGCACCCACAGCAUUGAGAUAUUGGCAGUAUUCAAGAGGGGCAAAGGAGUGGGCUAUAAAAAAAGGAAACCAGGAAAAAAGAAGAAGAAAGCUCUCUGAACAAAGAAUUUGAAACUUGGCUGUAACUUUCAUCUUUCAACAACAUCUAGUAAAACUUGGCAAGGUUUUUGAAAGAAGAGGGAGAAAAACUUAUUAGAAAUUUAUAACUCACAGAUAUCAUCCAAGGCCAACCCUGUGUUAUUUGUUCUGUUGAGAAAAAGAAAUUUUGUCCAUAGACUGAAAUUUGUGUAAAAAUAGUUGUUGAAUAAAUACAUUAUUGUGGUUUCUUAUCUAA
Molecule: messenger RNA, 2012 nt
Organism: Ziziphus jujuba (common jujube)
Lineage: Eukaryota; Viridiplantae; Streptophyta; Magnoliopsida; Rosales; Rhamnaceae
Exons: 15
Coding region: 101-1777 (558 amino acids)
Biological process (GO): RNA processing
Molecular function (GO): RNA methyltransferase activity
Source: RefSeq, a predicted model, not a curated record